Messenger RNA from Triplophysa rosa, 3514 nucleotides. It is a transcript of the gene amph, whose product is annotated as amphiphysin. Gene Ontology annotation, biological process: synaptic vesicle endocytosis. The record is from RefSeq and is a predicted model, not a curated record. Gene Ontology annotation, cellular component: plasma membrane; synaptic vesicle; cytoplasm. The transcript has 25 exons. Gene Ontology annotation, molecular function: protein binding; phospholipid binding. Bases 43 to 2430 code for a protein of 795 amino acids. Lineage: Eukaryota; Metazoa; Chordata; Actinopteri; Cypriniformes; Nemacheilidae.
UGGAGGUGCUGAAACGCCUUUCUCGUUUCAGUGCAAGCAGCCAUGGCUGAAAUAAAGACGGGCAUCUUUGCCAAAAACGUCCAAAAAAGGAUCAGUCGUGCGCAAGAAAAGGUUCUGCAGAAGUUGGGGAAGGCAGAUGAGACGAAAGAUGAACAGUUUGAGCAGUGUGUACAGAACUUCAAAAGACAGGAGUCGGAGGGUGCCAGGCUACAGAGGGAGAUGAAGGCUUACAUAGCAGCUGUAAAAGGGAUGCAGCAGGCUUCUAUGAACCUGACAGAGUCAUUACAUGAAGUGUAUGAGCCUGACUGGCACGGCAAGGAUGACGUCAUGACCAUUGGAAAGAACUGUGAUGCUAUGUGGGAGGACUUUCAUGAGAAGCUUGUCGACUCCACGCUCAACACGCUGGAAAUGUACCUGACACAGUUCCCAGAUCUCAAGGUGCGGGUAGCAAAGAGAAGCAGAAAGUUAAUUGACUACGACAGCGCACGGCACCAUCUUGAGACCCUGCAGACUACUACGAUGAGGAACGAGAAGAAGAUAGCAAAAGCAGACGAAGACUUGAAAAAGGCCCAGAGGGUUUUUGAUGAUCUCAACGUUGGCCUGCAGGAUGAGCUCCCCAUGCUUUGGGAUAGUCGGGUGGGGUUCUAUGUAAGCACCUUCAAGAAAGUGUCCAGCCUGGAAGCCGGUUUUCACAGGGAGAUCUCUUUUCUCUGUCACAAGCUGUAUGAGGUGAUGAAUAGGCUCGCUGAGCAGCAUUCUGACAAAAUGUUCACCAUUCAAGGAGCACCCAGUGAUUCAGGACCACUGCGAUUAGCAAGGACUCCCUCUCCUCCUGAUGAUGACGAGAGUCCAGAUAGCAGCCCUGCUACCAGCCCCAACCACACGCUGAGGCCCAGCUCACCUGGCCCACCUCGACCCAAAUCACCUUCACAAGUAGGGCCUGAAACACAUCAGAUAUUUCUCAAGAUGGGACCUCCAAAACCUCCUCCUCCAAAAGUCACUCCAACCAAGGAGCUACAGCAGGAGCAGAUAAUCGACCUGUUCGACGGAGGCUUUCCUGAGAUCAGUGUUACCUCACCACAGCCGAAAGAGAAACCUGGAGAAUCUCUCCUGGACAUGGAUUUUGAUCCAUUCAAGCCUGAUGCCAAUAUACCUAUCGGGCAAACCCAGUCACCCAUGGCUCAGGCAUUACCUUGGGAUCUUUGGACGGGAAAUGCUGAGCCUGCACAGCCCGCUACAGACGCUGGCUUUACUGCCAACUGGGCAGCUGACUUCAGCUCUCUUUCCACCGCGGGUGCUGAGGAAUCUGCAAAUGUUCAGCCUGCAGCGGACGGGCAGAGCUGGCCACCCGCAGAGGGCUGGCCUACAGCGGAGGCCGCACAGCCUCAGGGAGAAGCUGCCACAGAUGAGACGGAUGCAUCAGUCCCAACAUUUUCGGCUGACUUCGACAAGGCGUCUGAGGCUGAGGCCCCAGAGACUGAUAUAGCUAAAGAAGAAGAUGAAGCAGCUCCGGUCACAGUACCUGAGGGCUCCGAGGCCCCCGAGGCCCCUGAGAGCCCCGUCACAACUCCCCCUACAGACACCCAACCAGAGGAGGUCCCUGCUUCAAGCCCCCCUGCAGAAACAACCACUAAUCCUGUGGAGUCUCCAGUGUCUGCUGAGUCUGAAGCAGCUGAGCAGACUGAGCUCCCAACUGAAGACAUACAAAAGGAGCAACCCGACCAAGAAGCCCCGGAAUCUCCUCCAGUCCAAGAAACAGAGGAGUCACCUGCAGAAACAGCUCUGGCUACUGAAGAAGAUAAAGAGUCUCCCAUUGAAGAGACUCUGACUAUAGAUGCCCAACCAGAGGAAGAGGCCAGUUCAGUAGAUGCCAAACCAGGAGAACCUGAUAGUGUUGAGCCCAAACCAGCAGACGAAGCAGAUAAUGUUGAACCCCAACCAGGGGAUGUUCCUGAUAAUGAGUCCAAACCUGCAGACGAAGCAGAUAAUGUUGAAUCCCAACCAGGGGAUGAAGGCAGAGAGGAGAGUGCGGCUAACAAUGGGAAUGAGGAGGAGAAGAUGCGUAUCCCAUCUGUUGUUAUUGAGCCUGCCUCUAGCAAUGAGGGUGAUGAUGACCGUGAUGGUGAUAUCACAUCUCCAAUAGAGUCCAGUGGCAAUGGGGUGAUACCAGAAUGCCAGACAACCAAAGACGCCUCUGGAAUGCCUCGCGGAUUUCUUUUCAAGGCGGAAACACUGCAUGAUUUUGACGCAGCAAACCCAGAUGAGCUGGAGUUGAAGAAGGGAGAUAUUGUUUUGGUAGUACCUACAGAACAUGCCGAAGAUCAGGAUGCUGGGUGGCUCACUGGCAUUAAAGAGAGCGAAUGGUCACAGCUGGGCACUUCGGCUCACAAAGGACUGUUUCCUGAAAACUUUACACUGCGUCUGGAGUAAACAUCCUCAGUGUGUCGUGAGCAGGCGUGUGGAUCUGGACAUUUGAGGCAGACCUGCCCCCCGUGAAGUCUGAUGUACUGAUGACAGCUGUCAAUCAGAUGAGACAAGAGGAAAUGAUCAACUUAACGAAGCAAGUGGAGAUACAAUAACUACUCAGAUCAUAAAGAAAAUAUCCAAGCAUGAUGUGAUAGUAUGGUCAACCCUUACCGCAAAACCAAGUUAUCCCUUUUUCUGUUUGUUUACCUGUGAACACCAACGAAUUGAUGUGUGCUUUGUUGGAACUCUGGUGACCUCAUGUAAUCUCUGUCUGUUUAAAGAAGAUCUAAUGUGAGAGUUUUCCCUCUAAAGACAAAAAAAUACUUCAACCUCUCUGCACCAAGUGUAUUGUAUUGACUUUGUUGCCCUGCAGCCAAUUUGAUGAGAAUUUGUAGUGAUAUGAUCUAUUUAACCAUUUUAAGUGUUACACGAGCCGUAGGUGUUUUCUUUGAGAUAUUUCAGAUAUAAAUGUUACCUUGCAUCAAUUUGUUAGUGUUCUCUGUAGUUUCACGGCUGGCCGUGCGCGGCUAUGGUGGUGGCAUUGGGCAUAUUUGAUAUUGACGUUGUUUAUGGACAGGACUUUCAGUGUUAAUGCCAAAUUAAUCGAAAUCCUGAUGGAAAUGUUGAUUUUACAGCAUGAUAAAUGUUCUGAGAAGCACCUGGCAAAUACAGCUUUGCAAAACACAAAAUGUAGCUCCCUAUAAUUACAAACAAUACUGUAUAUGUAUUAUACUCCAAACUACAUAAAUGCAAAACUUAUUCUUGAACGGACAUGGAAAUAUUAAUCUGUGAAGGGUGUUUUAUGUUUGAAGAGUAUUGAUUCAACUUUAUAUUUUUUAAGCCAAUGAUGAUGAGUGGGAAAGAUGGGAAAUUGAAAAAAUAUGCAAUAUAUGUAACUGGUUGAUAGAGUCAUUGUCAUUAUUGUUUGGUUCUGAGAUAAAAACAGCAUCACUCUUGUGUUUGUAUUGUUACUCACUGUAGAGCAUUUCUGUGAUGUACAUAUCUGUGCUAAUUUAACUGUAAAGUGAAUAAAGAAUAGUUCCUACGA